Molecule: messenger RNA, 318 nt
Organism: Penicillium samsonianum
Lineage: Eukaryota; Fungi; Ascomycota; Eurotiomycetes; Eurotiales; Aspergillaceae
Exons: 1
Coding region: 1-318 (105 amino acids)
Source: RefSeq, a predicted model, not a curated record
AUGGUUGCCACGUUAAGAGAGCAAGUCAGAUUCCAUCCCAAGAUCUGCAGCAACGCCAACCCGACCAACACAAACGAAGUAUGUCUCAAGGCCCCGGGCACUACCGACGCAGAAUAUACUGCAGCCAUCGCCCGGGACGAAGAAGCAUACACCGAACCCCACGUCGGUGUAGGCUUCGAAUGGAGCAAGAUCCGCAGCCUAUAUGACGAAGACGAAUCCAACGAGGAAACCCCGGUUGAGGAAACUCCAACCAAGAAGACACCAGCCAAGCCCCGGUCAAUAGAAAGAGCGCUCAAGGCAAGAUUACCUUGCCGGUAA